Messenger RNA from Tribolium madens (black flour beetle), 2692 nucleotides. It is a transcript of the gene Marf, whose product is annotated as transmembrane GTPase Marf. The coding region runs from base 256 to 2559 and encodes 767 amino acids. NCBI's taxonomy places the organism in Eukaryota, Metazoa, Arthropoda, Insecta, Coleoptera, Tenebrionidae. The transcript has 7 exons. Gene Ontology annotation, biological process: mitochondrial fusion; mitochondrion localization. Gene Ontology annotation, molecular function: GTP binding; GTPase activity. The record is from RefSeq and is a predicted model, not a curated record. Gene Ontology annotation, cellular component: mitochondrial outer membrane.
AAAAUUCCCAAAUAAAUGUCAAUUUGUCGAAAUUAUCAAAAACUCGUGCUUUGCAGUAAUCGCCUCAAAAAUAAUAAUUACGUAAUCAAAAAAUCCAAAAUAUACGAAACAAUUGAAUAGUUUGACAGUUUUCGUGUCAAGUCAUCUAUAAAUAUAUUUAUACCGUUUUAUUUAUUUUUGGUGUUAUAAAUAACGUAUUUAUAUACAUUUAAUGCGCUUUAGUUGCUGCUGCAUGGUAGAUUGGCACCCCAUUUCAUGGCUGCUUACAUAAACCGCACGAUUUCGUUAAUGUCGGGCGAUGGCCCCCAUAAUAAAGCCAUACCUGCGAGCAUGGUUGACCCCAGAGGCCCCCGACAAGCCACUGACAACUCCCCCUUGCAGAUUUUCGUCAAAGCGAAGAAGAAAAUCAACGAUAUUUUCGGCGAAAUUGAAGACUACGUCAAGGAUGCUGUUGAAUACAUGCAUGAAAUCGAGAAACUCCAAGAAAUCGUAAAUCAAGAUAGAGUGAGGAAAACCGAAGAGUUUGUGAGUAAAGUACACGGAAUUCGGGAUGUUUUGAGUCGUGACCAUAUGAAAGUUGCGUUUUUUGGGCGCACUUCCAAUGGGAAAAGUUCAGUAAUUAAUGCCAUGUUGCGUGAUAAAAUCCUCCCAUCUGGGAUUGGGCACACUACCAAUUGUUUUCUACAAGUUGAAGGUUCCCCAUCUGAUGAACCAUAUUUGGUUCUUGAAGGUUCCACUGAACAUUGCGCUGUGGAAUCAGUCGGCCAAUUAGCACACGCUUUAUGCAAGGAAAAACUCAAUGAAUCGCAAAUGGUGCGUGUUUAUUGGCCACGAAAUCGUUGUCUUUUGUUACGAGACGAUGUUGUUUUUGUUGAUUCGCCAGGAGUUGAUGUUACGCCGAAUUUAGACGAAUGGAUUGACAAACAUUGUUUAGAUGCUGAUGUUUUUGUUUUAGUCGCUAAUGCUGAAUCGACACUUAUGGUUACGGAGAAGAAUUUUUUUCAUAAAGUUUCGACUCGACUCUCAAAACCCAACAUUUUUAUUUUGAAUAAUCGAUGGGAUGCUUCUGCAACCGAACCAGAGUUUUUGGAUCAGGUUAGACGACAACAUCAAGAACGUGCCGUUGAUUUUCUCGUCAAAGAAUUAAAAGUUUGUACACCGAAAGAGGCCGAAGAACGAAUUUUUUUCAUUUCGGCUAAAGAAGUACUACAAGCACGWRUAGCCGAACAAGGACAAACAGUUUCAACACCACUUACCGAAGGUUUCCAAACACGAUAUUUCGAAUUUCAGGAUUUCGAACGAAAAUUCGAAGAAUGUAUUUCGAAAUCGGCCGUCAAAACGAAAUUUGAACAACAUUCACAACGCGGGAAAUUCAUAGCAAAUGAGCUUCGCGAGGUUUUGGACCACAUCUACAACGAUYCGCAGACAUUGAAGGAAGAAAAACUGCGUUUGAAGAAAGAAGUCAACGACAAAAUCAACUAUACUGAAGAACAAUUAAUUGUAAUAACGCAAGAAAUGAAGCAGAAGAUUCAUCAAAUGGUUGAAGAUGUAGAACAGCGCGUUUCUAAAGCUUUAAACGAGGAAAUUCGUCGUUUGAGUACACUUGUUGACGAAUUUAAUUUACCAUUUCAUCCAGAACCGUUAGUUUUGAAUGUUUAUAAAAAAGAAUUACAUUUGCAUGUUGAAACCGGUCUUGGUUCGAAUUUAAAAGCUCGACUUUCGACCGCUUUAGCAAUGAAUAUGGAGGCGAGUCAACGUGAAAUGACUGAAAGAAUGGAGAAAUUACUACCGGAAAAUCACAAAGCAGCUUCAAAUUUUAUAUUACCACGAAGACAACCAUUUGAGAUUUUGUAUCGUUUAAAUUGCGAUAAUUUAUGUGCCGAUUUUCAGGAGGAUCUUGAGUUUAGAUUCUCAUGGGGGAUUACAACAUUAAUUCAACGUUUUGCCGGUAGUGGCGCUAAUUUCCUCGCAUUGAAAAACAAACGCGAGAGUCCACAGAAUUCAGUCAUCCCCUCCACGCCAACCGACCAAUACGACGGCAGAAUGUUGUACGGCGGCCCGCCUUCGAUCAUCGAGGAUUGGUCGUUGAUUUCGCGUUUGGCUAUAAUGGGCGUGUCCUCGCAGGGGACAAUGGGGUGUUUGUUAGUCGCCGGUUUUUUGUUUAAGACAGUCGGGUGGAGGAUUAUUGCAGUCACGGGGGCUGUCUACAGCUGUCUUUAUCUCUAUGAACGUCUCACGUGGACGAAUAAAGCGAAAGAGAAGAGUUUUAAGAGACAAUAUGUCAAUCAUGCGACUCGAAAAUUGAAAAUGAUUGUUGAUUUAACAUCGGCGAAUUGUAGUCAUCAAGUACAGCAAGAGUUGAGUGGGACUUUUGCACGGUUGUGUCACGUGGUUGAUGAAGCGACCGGUGAAAUGGAUAAGGAGUUUAAGGAGUUGGAGAAGGGGGUGGCCACUUUGGAGAAUGCGGGAGGGAGGGCGAAGGUGUUGAGGAAUAAAGCCAAUUAUUUGGCACAUGAGUUGGAGUUAUUCGAGGAUGCGUAUCUUAAGAUCCACCAUUAAGUGUGAUAGAUUUGUUUAUGAUAUUGGAGCAAUUAUUUAAUUUAACUUAUAAAGAUUUAUUUAAAUAAAUAAGAAUCUUAUUCGUUUCAAUUGUAGUCAAAUAUUGUAAAUAAAGUUGUUGUUUUUAUCAUCA